GCGUUCGCGGAGAAAAUGGAAGCUUUAGGGGCUUGCCGGCUUCGGGGGCGGGGAAGCAGCGUAGCUGCAUUCCCCGCCCCGAGACCAGGAGGGAGCGCCGGCAGUCCUCCUUUCUCUGUCUCUUGCACUGGGCUGAGCCCGGAGCCGAGAGCGGGAGUCGGCUCUGAGUUCCCUGCUUGGUUUUUGGGUGGCAGCAGCCGGAGGAGGAACAUGGCGCUCGCAGGCAGCCAAGCGGAGCUGAAAGCGGACGAGGACAUUUUUGAAGACGCCUUGGAAACCAUCUCAAUAUCUUCUCACUCAGAUAUGGCGACAAGCAGCCUUCACUUUGCGUCAUGUGAUAAGCAGGCACCCAGACAGCGCGGAGCAUCUACUGUGAGCAGUUCAUCAUCAUCCAAGGUGGAUCUCAAGAGUGGCCUCGAAGAAUGUGCUGUGGCAUUGAACUUAUUUCUAAGUAACAAAUUUACAGACGCCUUAGAAUUGCUUCGCCCCUGGGCUAAGGAGAGUAUGUACCAUGCCUUGGGCUACAGUACCAUUGUGGUGUUGCAGGCUGUCCUGACCUUCGAGCAACAGGACAUCCAAAACGGCAUUUCUGCCAUGAAGGACGCAUUACAAACCUGCCAAAAAUACAGGAAAAAAUACACAGUUGUAGACACUUUCUCAAGUCUUCUUUCUAGAGGAUCACUGGAGCAACUGAGUGAAGAGGAAAUGCAUGCUGAAAUCUGUUAUGCCGAGUGUCUCCUACAGAAAGCAGCACUCACCUUUGUGCAGGAUGAAAAUAUGAUCAACUUCAUCAAAGGCGGACUCAAAAUUAGAACAAGUUACCAAAUAUAUAAAGAAUGUCUUUCUAUCCUGCACGAAAUUCAGAAGAACAAACUUCAGCAGGAAUUCUUCUAUGAGUUUGAAGGGGGUGUCAAGCUUGGCACUGGGGCCUUUAAUUUGAUGCUGUCCCUUUUACCAGCAAGGAUUAUCAGACUACUGGAAUUUAUUGGAUUUUCUGGAAACAGGGAGCUGGGCCUCCUGCACUUACGGGAAGGUGCUUCAGGAAGAAGCAUGAGGUCUGUAUUGUGCUGCUUAACCAUCCUCGCUUUUCACACCUACGUCUCCCUAAUACUCGGUACAGGAGAAGUGAAUAUUGCCGAAGCAGAGCGUCUCCUGGCACCCUUCCUCCAGGAGUUUCCAAAUGGCUCACUCAUGUUGUUUUAUCAUGCCCGAAUAGAGUUGCUGAAAGGGAAUCUUGAAGAGGCACAAGAAGUAUUUCAAAAAUGUGUUUCAGUUCAAGAAGAAUGGAAACAGAUUCACCAUCUCUGCUACUGGGAGCUAAUGUGGAUUAAUGUUUUCCAACAAGACUGGAUGCAAGCUUAUUACUAUUCAGAUCUGCUUUGCAAAGAGAGUAAAUGGUCCAAGGCAACUUAUGUGUUCUUGAAAGCUGCAAUUUUAAGCAUGCUUCCAGAGGAGGAUGUGGCAGCAACUAAUGAGAACGUGGUAACUUUAUUCAGACAGGUGGAGAGCUUGAAACAGAGAAUUGCCGGGAAAUCUCUCCCUACUGAGAAGUUUGCUGUGAGGAAGGCUCGCCGUUACUCCGCUUCCUUGCCUGCACCUGUGAAGCUCGUCUUACCUGCCCUGGAAAUGAUGUAUGUCUGGAAUGGUUUUUCAGUAGUGAGCAAAAGGAAAGACCUUUCUGAAAAUCUGUUGGUAACUGUCGAAAAAGCUGAGGCAGCUUUACAAAAUCAAAAUUUUAACAGCUUCUCUGUGGAUGAUGAGUGUUUAGUGAAGUUACUGAAAGGAUGUUGCCUCAAGAACUUACAGCGGCCCUUGCAAGCUGAACUAUGUUACAAUCACAUUUUGGAAAGUGAAAAGCUACUGAAGUAUGACCACUACUUAGUGCCGUUCACUCUGUUUGAAUUGGCAUUUUUAUAUAAAAGCCAAGGGGAAAUUGACAAGGCCAUAAAGUUCCUAGAAACUGCAAGGAACAACUACAAAGAUUACUCCUUGGAGUCCAGACUACACUUCAGAAUUCAGGCAGCUCUUCACCUCUGGAGAAAACCUUCCUCAGAUUGAUCAGAACUUGAAGGAUAGAAUUUUCCCUCAAUUAGCAUCAGCAUCUGCUAUAGAAUAAACCUUAUAUUAAAGUUGAAACGUGAUCUUGUGAAUAAGAACAAAAAAAUGUUAUUGUUAAUAUUUUCUAUCAUCUGAGAGGUUUACUGUUGGUCUACACAAUUUUUUUUUCCUAUGGAAUGGCAUUCUAUAUUAUCUAGAAAAUUCUUAUAUUUUGCCUCCCCCAAAAUAAUUUCAUAUUAGAUUUGAAUUGGGGUAAAGAAGCCUUUUAAAAGACUUGCAAAUGCAAUAGUCUAAUUAGAUUAUUUAUUUUUUUAAUGUGGAAAUUAAUAUUGUUUAGCAACUAGCUUACAAGUUGAGCCAAUUUUAGAAUUGUUGGGUAGUUAAACUUCAGAGAUAUUUUGUUGCCUAGUACUUAAAUUUCAGAAGGUAGAUAAGUAUCACAUUUAAAAUAGUUUAACAGUGACCUUCAAAAGACUUGUGAAAAAGACAGUCUGAGAACAUGAACACAGAUGGGCUAUAAAGUACUUCAUAGGUUGAAAAGACCUGCAUCUAUAAAGGAUGAUGCAGUAUUCAAUUCCUGGUUUUUUACUCUUCAUUUGAAUAAAUGGUGGUGACAUUUUGGAGAGACUGGGUUUAAAUGUACUUAAGUCUAUUAUAAUAACAAAAUUCAAAACCUCCUGUGUAUUUAAAGGGAAGAAAGUAUCAUAUUUUAGGAAUUUUUCUUAACCUUAGCAAUGAGAACCUAAAAUACAUAUAUAGGUUAUUUUUCUUAUAGGUAGUAAAAUUCCUGCUGCUUUAAAUGAUAUGUAAAAUAUCAGUAAUUUUUACACUUAAGAUGUUGGCAAGACCUAAUUUUCUAAUCUCUCUAGCACUGUGAUGUCUCCUUGUAGAUAUCUGGACCUCACUUAGUUCUUGGGAAACAGAUUCAGGGCAUGGAGCAGAAGAGAGCUUGACACCCCAUAUGGUCCUUGUUCUGCUCCUCUAUUAGCAGUUAGUGAGGUGACCUUUAGCGAGUCCACUGUGCCCUGUGUGUCACCAUAUUUUCUUCUGUGAAAUCUAAAUUAAAGAACAGAUGACUUUCAAGAUCUCUUUCAGUUUUAUAACUGUGAGUCUAUGUAAUACGUAUUUAUUUUCAACAAAGAACUUUAUAAUGUUGAAUGCAAACCAUUCCCACUUGGAGUGUUUUAUAUUUCAGUCAUCACCAUUGCCCCUCAUCCCCCACAUGUGUGUGUUGUGGCCAAGGACCAGGUUGCAUCCAGAGUGAGGAAAGGAAAUUUAUGAGUUGAUGAAUCUGGGCCUUGUCUUAUUUCUGUUUCUAUUUGGAAGAAUAACUUGUCGCGGAAGCCUCUGCAGUUUAACAGAAGGAGCCGCCUAUUGGGAGUCAGGAGUUCAUUUCUGUGGGCUAAUAGUUCUGUGACACGGAGUUAGUAGCUCAGCUUUUCGGGGGCUCAGUUGCCCCAGUGUGGAUAGCAGUGUGGUAUUUGGUACUUGUGAGGGUUCAAUUAGAUAAAUCAUAUGAUAGCUUUUUGUAAACUGUAAAAGGCUAUACAAAAGUAUGAGUUAUUGUAAUAAUUAUGGUUUAUACGCAUGGGUUACAGUAUCAACAUAUGAGUAGUGGCUGAUACUGUGGUCUGUGUUGUAAAAUGAAAGAAGCAUAGAAAUUCAAAUACCUUUCAGUAUAUUCAUGUGUUUGAUGUUGACAGUAGCCCAGGUUAUAUGAACUUGCUCCUGUCGUUCCCUGCCACGUGGACCUGUAUCAAGAAAUGUGUGGCUUCUUUUCCUUAAAGUACUGAUUAUUGACCAACACUGAGGAUAUAUAUCCAAUGAAAGAUGAUUAAUAGAACUCAAGUCGGAGUACCACCCCUUCGAUACUAUGGCAGUAGAUAUCAAUGUGUUAUUAAUAGUAUAACUUUAGGUACAGACAAAAUAGAAAAUAAAAUUAACUGUCAUUAUAAUUAGUAGUGGAAAACAUUAAAAAUUAUUUGUGUAUAGCUUUGGAAAAAAGUUUAUGAAGUUCUUAGAAGAGCUUUGGUAACAUUAUUUUUGGAAGCAUACACCCACAUUGUGACUGUGGGUACGCUGAGCAUUCUUACUUUGUUACUGUGAGAAGCUGCAAGCCAGUAAAAAAAUUGUCUUUUGGGUAUAAAAUGAAACAAUAUUAAGCUUAGAGUGGCCAUUUUUAUUUUAACUCCACAUUACUAAACAAAUAUAAAAGAAAUUCAUCUCCAUAUAAAAAUCUUUUGUCAUUUAUAUUUUAUUUCAUUUUUAUAUCCUAUUCUUUGAAUAGUUACCUGAUACCAUGGACAGUAUAUCCAGUGGAUCUUUUAGUACUACUAUAAUAUCAAAAUGCUACAAAUAUUUAUGUUUCCUGCUAUGUUCAAAAUAUUGUAGUGGCACCAACUUCUUGUGGCAUCAGCUAAUACUGCAUUUUGGAGUUAUUAGGGUGCUCUGUGAAGAAUGAAUACUAAAGUGACAGUUUGAUCUAGUUUUUUGAGGGACAUUUAUGAUGGGGUUGGGUUGCCAUUGUGUCUUGACAGUGCAAUUCACGUAGUUCCUGGCAUAAUUGGCUUUUUUUUUUUUUUUUACUUAAUUUUUCCUAAUGGAGAGUCAGCGUUCUGAAUGGUGCUAUAUAAAUUUAAGUAAGUAUAUAAAUUUAAGUGCUUUGUAUAUUAAGUGCUAUAUAUAUUUAAGUAACUAUAUAAAUUUAAGUGCUUCGAAGGGAUGAUGACAAGGCAGGCAUGAUUUCCUCUUGACAAUGAAUGAAAGGUGAACUGCAUCAGCUCUUAUCUGAACAUAUAUUUUAAUGUUUUCUAUGCCCUUUGAUAAAAGAAGUUUCCAAGUUAUAUAGGAAAAUUAAGCACCGAUCCUGCCUUCAUCCUCAGAGAGCAGAGGUGAGACAAGUGGAUAAAAGCUGUAGGAAGCUGAAUUCCAGAUGAAUCAGCACCAAGGAAGAUUUUUCAUUAUUGGAAAACCCAGCAGUCUACAAUCGAUAACCAGUUCUUCUGCAAAGGGGUGAGUUUAGCAGGGCUAAUGUGACUGCCAUUUCUGCCUGUCCUAGCAGCUUAGACUAAUUGAACUUUGAGGUCACUCUAUGAUUCUUUUAUUAGGGCUUCAAAUCAGUGGAGAAUGUGUGAAGAAAAAAUCGCCCCCCCCAUUUCAAAUAAAAGUGAAUGUUUUCUCUUUCAAAGCUACUAUUAGAGGUAGUUGUAAUAGACACUAACAAUCUCUGCUGUUAAUACUUACGAUUCCACUCCUUUUUAAAGUGAGUCUGUUGAUCUUCAUAAAUAGAGGGGUUUUCCCCAGCGUGGACAUUAAAAAUAAUUUUUUAAAAGUU
Molecule: messenger RNA, 5392 nt
Organism: Sapajus apella (tufted capuchin)
Lineage: Eukaryota; Metazoa; Chordata; Mammalia; Primates; Cebidae
Gene: TTC39B
Product: tetratricopeptide repeat domain 39B
Biological process (GO): negative regulation of cholesterol storage; regulation of cholesterol efflux; regulation of cholesterol metabolic process
Molecular function (GO): protein binding
Source: RefSeq, a predicted model, not a curated record